UGCUAGACUCUAGCGUCACUUCCGCCACGGCAAUGGCGGCACAGGGGGCAGCUGCGGCAGUUGCAGCAGCGACUUCAGGGAUCGUGGGAGAGGGUGAACCCGGCCCUGGGGAAAAUGCAGCGGUCGAGGGAACCGCCCCAUCCCCGGGCCGCGUCUCUCCUCCGACCCCAGCACGCGGCGAGCCUGAAGUUACGGUGGAGAUCGGAGAAACGUACCUGUGCCGGCGGCCGGACAGCACCUGGCAUUCUGCAGAAGUGAUCCAGUCUCGAGUGAAUGACCAGGAGGGCCGAGAGGAAUUCUAUGUGCACUAUGUGGGCUUUAACAGGCGACUGGACGAAUGGGUAGAUAAGAACCGGCUGGCACUGACUAAGACGGUGAAAGACGCUGUGCAGAAGAACUCAGAAAAGUACCUGAGUGAGCUGGCUGAGCAGCCUGAACGCAAGAUCACUCGCAACCAAAAGCGCAAGCACGAUGAGAUCAACCAUGUGCAGAAGACGUAUGCAGAGAUGGACCCCACCACAGCAGCCUUGGAGAAGGAACAUGAGGCGAUCACCAAGGUGAAGUAUGUGGACAAGAUCCACAUCGGAAACUAUGAAAUUGAUGCCUGGUACUUCUCGCCAUUCCCUGAAGACUAUGGGAAGCAGCCCAAGCUCUGGCUGUGCGAAUACUGCCUCAAGUACAUGAAGUAUGAGAAGAGCUACCGCUUCCACUUGGGCCAGUGUCAGUGGCGGCAGCCCCCAGGGAAGGAAAUCUAUCGAAAGAGCAACAUCUCUGUGUAUGAGGUAGACGGCAAAGACCAUAAGAUUUAUUGUCAGAACCUGUGUCUGCUUGCCAAACUUUUCCUGGAUCACAAGACAUUAUACUUUGACGUGGAACCUUUUGUCUUUUACAUCUUGACGGAAGUGGACAGGCAAGGGGCCCACAUUGUGGGCUACUUCUCUAAGGAAAAGGAGUCUCCAGAUGGAAACAAUGUGGCCUGCAUCCUCACCCUGCCCCCCUACCAGCGCCGAGGCUAUGGGAAGUUUCUCAUAGCUUUCAGCUAUGAGCUGUCCAAGCUAGAGAGCACAGUAGGCUCCCCUGAGAAGCCACUGUCUGACCUGGGCAAACUCAGCUACCGCAGCUAUUGGUCGUGGGUACUGCUGGAGAUCCUGCGAGACUUCCGGGGCACACUGUCCAUCAAGGACCUGAGUCAGAUGACCAGUAUCACCCAGAACGACAUCAUCAGUACUCUACAGUCUCUCAACAUGGUCAAGUAUUGGAAGGGCCAGCAUGUAAUCUGCGUCACACCCAAACUUGUAGAGGAACACCUCAAAAGUGCCCAGUAUAAGAAGCCACCCAUCACAGGCUGGGCCCAGAGAGGAGCUGCCAGGUAUGAGCAGGCCUGGCGCAGAGGUGCAGUCUGCCACUCAUGUCUCUUUUUCCCACAGUGGACUCUGUCUGCCUCAAGUGGGCACCCCCCAAGCACAAGCAGGUCAAGCUCUCCAAGAAGUGAGCAGCCCGUACCCCUGUUGCUGGACCUGUGCCUCUUUGCUCCUAGCUGUAAAUAUGUACAGACUUCUUUUGUCACUUUUUUAAAUAAAGUAAAUUCUGCUGGUGGUGUAGGACUUCAGAGGUGGGAGAGAGAGACCAAGAUUUCAUAUUCUUCAUUUCAUUUCACACAUAGCCAGUUGUGUUCAAAACAUUUUACUGCUUGAUUUUGUAUUCCCCACCCCCAUCCAAGCCUCCAGCUGAGUUCCGGUGGGGGCUCAGUCCUCCGGAGUCUGGGAAUCAGAAAUCAAGAGGGCUUGGUGGCUAAUAGGGCAAGAUUAAGGCUUUUUCCAUCUCUAAGGCAGGCAAGCCCAGAAGACAGGAAGGCCAAGUGAUGG
This is a messenger RNA of Cavia porcellus (domestic guinea pig), 1865 nucleotides long. It is a transcript of the gene Kat8, whose product is annotated as lysine acetyltransferase 8. The record is from RefSeq and is a predicted model, not a curated record. The transcript is spliced from 11 exons. Bases 33 to 1694 code for a protein of 553 amino acids. Gene Ontology annotation, molecular function: transcription coregulator activity; histone H4K16 acetyltransferase activity. Lineage: Eukaryota; Metazoa; Chordata; Mammalia; Rodentia; Caviidae. Gene Ontology annotation, biological process: negative regulation of DNA-templated transcription; positive regulation of transcription by RNA polymerase II. Gene Ontology annotation, cellular component: MSL complex; chromatin.